Molecule: messenger RNA, 2658 nt
Organism: Volvox carteri f. nagariensis
Lineage: Eukaryota; Viridiplantae; Chlorophyta; Chlorophyceae; Chlamydomonadales; Volvocaceae
Exons: 1
Coding region: 482-1840 (452 amino acids)
Biological process (GO): regulation of DNA-templated transcription
Cellular component (GO): chloroplast nucleoid
Source: RefSeq, a predicted model, not a curated record
GGGUGUAGACAUUACAAGUGAUGACGGGGCAGCUGUCACCUUAUUCGUAUGCUCUGCGUGAUACUAAGCCGUGGGCUUGAUACAAUCUAAUAAGCAACGCUGCAAGCUAUUUUUAACAGCGACCGGAUUUGGCUUCAGACAGGUAACCUGUCCCGUAAUGCCUAGUCUCACCCUAGUGCCCUGGUCCUUCGCUACCAGCUCCGGAAUACUGAGUGCAGUCUUAACACAACCCGCAAUGGCUUCAGCCACCGCAGCCUUGUUUUCUGACAGGCGGUCUGGCGUACUCAUUUAAUACGGCCUAAGGACCCAUACCUCACAAUACGAACAUUAUUGUGGCUAUGACAAUUGUCUUAGGUGGACCCGCAAAUAUGGUAAUAGGAUAAUUUGCAUUUGGGAGCACAAACAGUACUACUUUUUCGACCACUCGGCUUCUGAACAGUGUUCCGGCUGUCAGCCGAAACUAACUUUUUCCCGCCGAGGCAUGCACCAAGUCGUCCUCUACCCUCCUAACCAGCCAUGGGUCAGGCGUGAUGCUGGAGCUCCCCGGCAAGCCGUCCCGCUUCCCUCGACGCCGCCGACUCGCCGCCCUUGCCUUUCGGGGCGCCGCUCCGGCGUUUUGUUCAGCGCCGCACCGGGACCGAAUCCCACCGGACCAUCCUCGUCAUCCCAACCAGAUGCAGCCCAAAAGCGUGCCGAAAUCACAGCAAAUGUGGAGCGCGCGGCAGCGAUGGUGGGCGAGAUCGUCAACGAGGUGACGCGCGAGCUGUUUGUCUCAGAGGCCGUUGCCUACAUCCAAAACGACCGCGCCGAUCAGACUGAGCUAGUGGCUGUGCGCGAAGCUGUGGCGCGGCGCCUUGACUUCCUGGACGCCAACUUCCUCACCACUCUGGCGGGCUUCAUCCGUGCCUGCGAGCAGCGCGGCGACUCGCAGUUGUGUCGCAUGCUGACCGCCAUCCACGAGGAGGUUCUGCGGCAGGUAGGGGCCCGCAUGCCCGCCGCCGCGCAGGUCCUGGACCUGGCGCUGCGCCACGCGGACAAGGACGAGCGAGUAGGUGUGCUGCGGGCGGCGACGACAGCCGCUGCCGCCGGCACCGGCGGCGCCACCGCCGCCGGCGCAAUCCCCGCUGCUGACUUUGACACCUUGGCCGCCACUGCCUCCAAGUUCAUCGACGAGAUGGAGGAGCAGGCGGAGGUACCCGACAGGCGGCUGCUGGCUCGCCUGGUGCUGCUACGUGAGGAGCUACGUCUGCUGCGGGAGGAAAUGCGCUUCGCGUCGGGGCUGGAUCCGGAUUUGGAUUCUGACCACCAGGUGCUGAUGGCGGAACCUGUUCGUUCCAACGUACCGCAGCGCUGCGCUGCGUUCCUUAAGGAGCUCGUGGCAGUCAGCGACCCGCUGCGACGCGUGGGGCUGCUGGCGGCGGCCUUCGAACGCGACUGGGACGGCGCGGCGCCGCGGCAGAAGCCUCAGACCGCCUUCCACGCCAACCAGCCAGAUUGGGUCCGUCCUGGACGGCUUAUGGCGACGCUGCAGUCGAUGGUGGUGCAGCUUCAGGGUUUGGAUGAGGCCAAUGCCAGUACGGCCGGAAGUGGCGGUGGCGGAAGUGGGGGAGUUGGUGGCGGUGCUGGCGGGAAUACGGCGGUGAUUGCGCGGUUGGAAACUAUUCGCAGCGAGGCCAUGGCGGUGCUGGACAGGAUGCACACGGCGGGGUCAGGGACGGCAGUUGGGGAUGGAGAUGGGAGUGAUGGCGGGAUCGGCGUGAGCGGGAAAGGCGGGAGUGGGGGUUCGGGUGGAGGAGGCAGCAGUGGCGGUGUCCCGGUAGUGGAACCUUCUGUGGUGUGAUUGGUGGGGUGGGGUGGUGUCGCAGCCCUUAACCCUGCCUCCAGCUCUGUCGCAGCCUCUGUCGCUGCCUCUGCGUCUUUAACGAGGUGGUAUAAAUCCCGGACCUGUCUGAUACGCACGCAUGCAUCGGAAUAUGCGUCUGCCUUACAGCCUAUAUUGUCUGUCUGUUAUUAUUUUUCGUUGUCACCAACGGAUAACGGAGGGACGGACAUGGACGAACGCGGCUUUGCACCGCCAAUAACGAGUAUCCAUGGAUAACGUAUUCUGUCGUAUUUCAAAAGGAUGCUUAUAAUGCUUUUCGCAUCGCAUGAGCUGACUCGAAUCUUAGAUCACCAAUUGCGGGAUGUGUGCGAUGACGACGCAAGCACACACGCUUGAUGAUUCCGGCAGCACAUACCCUGUAUCAACGAACCAACCAAUUUCCUAACCACCAAACGAAUUCAACCGAACCAAAAUAACCAAGCAGCCAGCCGAAGGACGCAUCAGCAUCAAGCCGGCUUUUGCAUGUAUGUACAUGCCGUACAGCUACCGGCAAAAACGCAACCAACUCUUCAUCAAUAUCGACUUCUGGGCUCCUCACCAAAGAAAUUUGAAGAGAGAGAAAUUUGACACCGCAAAAAUGAUUAUCACAAAACGACAGCAACAACCAACAACCGUAAAAAAAGCUCAAACACGCAGCGUCCCUCACCCUCUUGUCUUUAGAUACACUCUCUCCCGUCCUCAAUCAAUGAACUGAUUCAUAAAUAUAAAAUUCAAGGGUGCGCAGCCUUCAGAACGGGCGGAAGGGGAAGAGGAGGGGGGGGCGGAAUUGGAGGAGG